AAAAGUGUUGGAGGAGAAUAUAAAGCGAGCCAUAAGCUCCUUGGAGGACCCCAAUAUGAAGGAAUUUAUCAUGCAGUGUCUCUCGGUUUUCCCGAAGAAACGUCCAUCGGCACACGACCUGCUCUUCCACCGAGAGUGUUGUUUGAGGUUCAUUCACUGAAGCUCCUGGCGGCGCACUGCUUCCUCAACACCCCCUACAUCACACACGAUAGCCUAUUGGAGGAGAAGACCAAAAUGAUCGACCCUCAGGGUAUCAUGGCUACUAUGCCGCGGAAGGGUCAGCCGACUAUGCAAUGGAGGUAUUCCCAGGUUGGGUCUAUGGAGCUGGACAAGUUUCUGGAAGAUGUCAGAAAUGGAAUUUACCCACUCAUGAACUUUGCCGUCUCUCGUCCUCAUGUCCUGCCACGCGCCCUCUCACAGUCCCAGGAAGAUCUACAGACAGUAAAGACCCCCACACCAGAGCCGGUGGAGGUGGAGACCCGAAGGUCACCCAGAUGCACUGUAGCCUAGAGCGCAGGGAAGACAAGGCACGCUUACAUAUGAGAGCUCUCAGACGCUGGCCUCUGAACUCGUCCAUUAUGGCUUUAUCAGCGAGGACGACUGUCAGAAAAUGGCGAACUUCCUGGAAGAGGCCCUCAUCAAGCAGCGCUCCCCUCUGAACUGACCGCAGCUCCUGAGUGGAUAAUUCUCUGGAAUAUGGUAGCAGGAGGCUCUGGAAUAUGGUAGCAGGAGGCUUGUGAAUGGGACGGGGAGGUGACACAGAGUUACUGCUCCAGGGGUGUGGCCUGGGAGUGGCUAUUUGUGACAU
Molecule: messenger RNA, 808 nt
Organism: Staurois parvus
Lineage: Eukaryota; Metazoa; Chordata; Amphibia; Anura; Ranidae
Source: the annotation of a GenBank genome assembly